This is a messenger RNA of Vombatus ursinus (common wombat), 3022 nucleotides long. RefSeq names its product cadherin 15 (gene CDH15). Bases 29 to 2380 code for a protein of 783 amino acids. Gene Ontology annotation, biological process: cell-cell junction assembly; adherens junction organization; cell morphogenesis. NCBI's taxonomy places the organism in Eukaryota, Metazoa, Chordata, Mammalia, Diprotodontia, Vombatidae. The transcript is spliced from 14 exons. Gene Ontology annotation, cellular component: catenin complex; plasma membrane; adherens junction. Gene Ontology annotation, molecular function: cadherin binding; calcium ion binding. The record is from RefSeq and is a predicted model, not a curated record.
CUUUGGCCCACUUCAGGAUCGCGCUGGGAUGGCCACAGCCCUGAUUUUCUCCCUCUGCCUCCUGACCCAGGGUCUCAGCCUCUCCAUGGGGAUGACUGUGCCUCCUAGCCCACUUUAUCUCUGGCGACAUCCAACGGGACUGAAUCGAGUUCGGAGAGCCUGGGUCAUCCCGCCCAUCAGCGUGUCCGAGAACCACAAGAGGAUUCCCUACACCUUGGUGCAGAUCAAGUCUGAUAAACAACAGCUGGGUGGCGUCAUCUAUAGCAUCAAGGGCCCAGGGGUAGAUGAAGAGCCUUUCGGGGUCUUCUCCAUUGACAAGUUCACCGGGAAGGUGUUCCUCAAUGCUAUGCUGGACCGAGAGAAGAAUGACCACUUUAGGCUCAAGGCCUUUGCCCUGGAUCUGGGAGGGUCCACGCUGGAGGACCCAACUGACCUGGAGAUUGUGGUAGUGGACCAGAAUGACAACCGGCCAGUCUUCCAACAGGAGGUGUUUACCGGCCACGUUCUAGAGGGAGCCAUCCCAGGCACCUAUGUAACAAAGGCCGAAGCUACCGAUGCCGAUGACCCAGACACAGACAAUGCAGCGCUGAGGUACUCGAUCCUGGACCAGGGCGAGACAGAGCAUUUCAGCAUCGAUGAGCUUACGGGGGAGAUCCGAACCGUGCAAGUGGGGCUGGAUAGAGAGGUGGUCGGAGUAUAUAAUCUGACACUGCAGGUAGCUGAUAUGUCUGGGGACGGGCUCGCCAACACCGCCACAGCUAUCAUCUACGUGGACGACAUCAAUGACAAUGCCCCAGAGUUCACCAGGGAGGAGUUCUCCAUGAGAGCAGAUGAGGCCGUCGGUGGAAUAGAUGUGGGGAGGCUCGAGGUUCAGGACAAGGACCUUCCUGGCUCUCCCAACUGGGUGGCCAAGUUCACCAUUCUGGAGGGAGACCCCGGGGGGCAGUUUGCCAUUCAUACAGACCCCAAGACCAAUGAUGGUAUCCUGUCCGUGGUGAAGCCUUUGGACCAUGAGAGCAGAGAGCAGUACCAGCUUCGAGUGGCUGUGCAGAAUGAGGCCCCCCUGCAAGCGACUGCCCCAAAGGCUGCUCGAGGCAUAGCCACCGUGACUGUGGCGGUGCAGGAUGUGAAUGAGCCACCCGUCUUCCACACCAACCCUCUUCGAGCCAGCAUGGCUGAGGGGGCUGCUCCCGGGACUGACGUCACCACCUUCUUUGCCCGCGACCCAGACACCCAGCAACAUCAGCGUAUCAGUUACUUCAAAGACUAUGACCCUGAGGACUGGCUUCAAGUGGACCGUGCCACUGGUCGGAUCCAGACUAAGCGUGCUAUCAACCCAGCCUCAUCCUUCCUCAAAGAUGGCUGGUAUAGAGCCAUCAUCCUGGCCAGUGAUGAUGCCUCCCCAGCUCGCACAGCCACAGGCACCCUGUCCAUAGAGAUUCUGGAGGUCAAUGACCAUGCACCACUCCUGGCCAUACCAACGGGUACCCUGUGCAGUGACCCUGGCCAGGGAUCUGGCCUCAUCCUCAGUGCUACUGAUGAGGACUUGCCCCCACAUGGGGCCCCCUUCCACUUCCAACUGAGCCCCAGCUCUCCUGAACUGGCCAGAAACUGGAGUAUCAGCCAACUCAAUGUGACUCACGCCCGGUUACGCUUGCGGACAGAGGCUCAUGAGGGGCUAUACAGUCUGGCCCUCCUGCUCCAAGAUUCAGGGCAGCCCCCCCAGCAGCUGGAGCAGCUGCUCAAUGUGACCGUGUGUCGCUGCGGGGAGGCUGGGGUCUGCACCCCCGGGGCAGCUGCCCUUCUGGCUGGGGGGGCAGGCAUCAGCCUCGUGGCCCUGGUCAUCGUCCUCGCCAGCGUCAUCCUUCUACUCUUGCUCAUCUUGUUGGUGGCCAUCUUCGAACGCUUUCGCCAACGAGUCCGAGAGAAAGGGCUACUGGACGGGCUGCAGGAUGACGUUCGGGACAAUAUCCUCAACUAUGAUGAGCAGGGAGGUGGAGAGGAGGACCAGGAUGCCUAUGACAUCAACCAGCUUCGUCAUCCUGCAGAACUGGUGCCUCAGACCUCCUUUCGGGGGAGACAGCCUCUGCGAAAGGACACCCCCUAUCACCGGGCACCUCCGCAGUCCUCCCGAGCCCUACCCACCAGCCCCUCGGACAUUGCUGACUUCAUCAGUGAUGGUCUAGAAGCAGCUGACAACGACCCCAGCGUCCCACCCUAUGACACAGCGCUCAUCUAUGACUACGAGGGAGAAGGCUCUCUGGCAGGAACGCUCAGCUCCAUUCUCUCAAGUUUGGGAGAUGAGGACCAGGAUUAUGAUUACCUCAGGGACUGGGGGCCCAGAUUCACUCGGCUGGCGGAUAUGUACGGGCAACACUGAGGGCCAGGGAGGACUUGGGGGUGCAGCGGGGGAGAGAGAGCUAAACUAUUCCUUUUCCGAGGGGCAGGGGAGCUGGUGAGAACAGAGAGGAGGAGGGGCAGAGCUGCAGCUGUGAGGCUCAGCACGUUGCCCUUUUCUGGGGGCUCAGACAUUCCCGUGGCUGCCGGGCCCUCUCCACCAUCCAUCCCAGGGGGCUCACUGAGAGCCAGGGGAACCUUCUCCUUCACCCUGAGCUCUACCCACUGCUCCCUCCAUUUAGACCUAGGUGGGGUGCCCUAGAUCGGACCCAGAGUGGUGAGGUGGCCUCCUCGGACCACGCCAGAGGGCUAGCUCUCCAGGGGAAACCCCUUCGCCUCCCAUAGCCUCACCCUGAGGUUUCAGACCUUCGGGGGGACAGGCAGGCACAAGGGGUCCAGUCAGCCCCUUUGAGAGAAAGCCACAGUCCAUUCCAAGCUCCAACCACAUUCAAGCGUGGGAUUGGACUUCUUAAGCCUUAUUCUUACAAGGUCAGGGGUGCUGUAUGGUACCUCAUGUGCCUCUGAGGAAGCAAAAGCUCAUGGUGCUAUUGAGUUAACCCAGGGGUGGGGAACCCAUGGCCUAGAGGCCACACAUAGCCCUCUAGGUCUUCAAGGGGGGCCCUUU